UCGUGUUUUAAAUCAUUAGCAACGGUCUACGGAAGUCGUAAGGAUCCGUUACUAUUCUUUGAAUUCAUUUGUUUACCACCACAUGGGAAUAAAAAGGUGUCCCACCUUCCCCCACCCAAUGCUAUAAAUGUCCGUUAAAAUGUCUUUUAAUUCCCAGAACUGACAAAAUAUAAUCGCUUUAAACACAGAACAGAAACUGUAGUUUAAAACUGACAACCUUAAAGUGAAAUAUAGGGGUAUAUAACCUAUAAUGGCUUCAUUUUCCCACAUUUUAUAUUAGUUUUAUAUUAGUUUCGUUUUACACAUAAAGACAUCUAACGCACAUAUUGGAUUAGUACUAGAACUAAAAUAGCAUGUACAAUAUGCAAUACAAAUUUCACGCGCGGCUCAUAGAAACAAGGAAAUCAAAAUACGUAGGUUUGGUUUAUAUUUACUGCGUCAGUCUAUUACUCUACCCCACGCUUCCUAAAGUCUUUUUAUUGGCGCAGCUUUAUCAGUGUGUCAACGCAAAGUGCGGGAUAUAGUUGCUAUAUUAUUAAGAGGUUGAUUAAUAGUGGUGAUCAGUUACCGAGUCUGUUAUUAAUAUAGGCUACUACAGAUUAGACAACUUAGUAUACAGCAGUAUAUGCUACGAAUUUGAUUAAAAUAUUUUUGGUAUUUCUAAAAAAAAAAGUUUUUUUUAUAGAUUAGAUAAAUAGAAUGUACUUGUAAAAUUAAAGAAUGAUAAUGCCGAAGAAUAUUUGGGGAAUCAUUCUGUUUCUCUGCGCCUGUGUAAGUGCGCAAGAAUUUGAAUUCUACAAAGGAUAUUACUUUGUGUUUUCAACACUAACUGCAAAUCAUGCUGGUGCAAAAUCAGCAUGUGUUGGAUUGGGUGGUCACCUUGCAAUUAUACCAGAUGUAGAAACUCAAACUUUCAUUCAAACUAAAGGAGAUGCUUACAAGAGUGCAGGAAAAUGGAUGACAAGCAAUAAUGAUGCUUGGAUUGAUGCAGCAAAGACAUCAGAUGGAACUGGUUGGGAAUGGAGCACAACACAUGACAAGUUUUAUUUUAAAACAACUCCACGUGGUAGUGAUGGUGGGGGUUUUAUACAAAAUGGAAAGUACAACUAUUGGCAUAUAUACCAUCCAAGUAUUGAAGAUUAUGGGGUUGUUAGAUCUAAGCUUGGACCUCCAUGGGGUUGGGUAUCUGUCACAGCUUCAACUGUGGCUCACUAUAUUUGCCAGAUUAAAGCUACAUUGGAAUAUUACAAAGGAAGCUAUUUUAUAUUUUCCCAACAAAUUGCAAAUCAUGCUGGUGCAAAAUCAGCAUGUGUUGAAUCAGGAGGUCACCUUGCAAUUAUACCAGAUGCAAAAACUCAAGCCUUCAUUCAAACUAAAGGAGCUGCUUACAAGAGUGCAGGGAAAUGGAUGACAAGCAAUAUUUUUGCUUACAUUGAUGCAGUGAAGACAUCAGAUGGAACUGGUUGGGAAUGGAGCACAACACAUGACAAGUUUUAUUUUAAAACAACUCACCGUGGAACUAAGGGUCCAUUCAUUGUUAAUGAUAAAUACAACAACUGGCAUAUUUACUUUCCGGGAGCCGAUAACUAUGGAAUAACAAGCUCAUACCCGGAUGCACAUAUUUGGAGAUGGAGAUCAACCAAACCCUCACUUGAUGCUCACUAUAUAUGUCAAAUUAAUGUGAAAAGCACGUCACUGGUUGCAUCCAAAUCCACUUUAAAUGUAAAGUACGGAGAAGAUUCUGUUCUUUGUUCAUCAGAUGCCAACCCUGGACCUCCUAUCUCAUGGAAAAUAAACUCACAAGAUGUUUCAACAAACACAAAUAAACGAGUUUAUCAAAUAAUUACACAACCUACACUAGAUGGGAAUUCUACAUCACGUUUGUAUUUAACUCGUGGUUUGCAUCAGAAUUCUGGUGUUUAUACUUGCAAUGCUACUUCCCUUGACCAAUCUGCAGUAACUACUGUCACAAUUGAAAAGCGACCAAGAUUAUUGGAAAGUAAAUUAGAGACAUCAACAUACACUUGCAUAUUUAUCGGUGAAACUUCACCCACUAUUCAUUGGAAUGCAAAUGGUGGUACAGUUGAACAAGGAAUCCUAAUAAUAAAAAACACAGUGUUAAAUACACAUCAAGUAUCAAGCCAAAUUACGAACUUGUUAAUAUUUGGAAGUACAGAUGUUGUUUCAUGUUGGGCAAACAAUACAGAUGGUUCUUCAAACAUAAUAUCCAAGACUGGAUUUUCAGAUUCUCCAAGCUCAGCAAUCACUUCUUCACCUGGUGGUUGCCCUGGUAACCAACUACAAGUUAAUUGGACAGAUAUUACCAAAACCAGUGGUAACAUUGUAUACAAUGUAAGCAUCACUAAUUCAAGUCAAACUUACAUGAAAACUCUCACUCAAACAUCAACAAGUGACAACAAAUAUUCAAUCACUUUUGAUAAUCUGACACCAAGAACAGAAUAUAUCAUUAAGGUGAAUUUGUUUCCAAAGUAUUCCAAGAAAAUCGACCAAAUAGUAGGAAGAACAACUGGUGAAAAACCAAGUAUUUCAUCGGCAAGUGCUUCUACUGCAAAUUUGAAUUCAACUUUUUGUUUAAUAUCGUGGGUUAAAGGACCAGAACCUGGGAUAAUUGGAGCAAGUAUUGUUGUAACAAGUAGCCUACACAGGAAAGCACCCGGUGUGCCAGGCUUUGAAACCACUGUAACACAUAUACCAUCAAGUGGUAUAUCUCCGUACCAGUUUGAAACAAAACCAAAUCGUAAACAUGUCAUCACAAUCGCUGCGAAGACUUGUUCUGAAAUUAGUUCAUAUAUUGUAGCAACAGGACAAUGUAUAUCACCAGUACAAGCCCCUGCUAAUAUACCAACCCCCACAACAGUUGGAAGUUCUGCAAGUACCUUACAUAUACAAGUAAACAAAGCUGAUGAGACUAACGGACCAAUCAGUUGUUAUCUUGUCAUUGGUGGUAAAGAAGGAAGCAACGUUUAUAGAGAUUCCUAUACAUGGAUGGAAAUAAGAAACAUAAUUGCAACAUCAAACUCUUCUACAUAUUGUGCUGCAGUUUUACCAAGGUUUAAUGAAACAAGCAGACAAGUUAGCUUAUUAUCCAAUACAACAACACAAUGUAAAGUGAAUACAUCUUAUGCUAUAAGCUGCUCCAACAAAUUGUUGACCAAUGGAGUCACAUACAAAUUUCAGGUUGUCACUUUAACUUCAGCUGAUGGAGUUUACUUGACACAAACCAGUCAACCAAUUGUUAGAACCAUAACUCAACCGAUAGCAACAACCACAAAUCAACCGAUAGAUUCAACUUUAGAAUCAUCUGCAAGUUCUAGUACAAUUAUAAUAGCAGUUGUGGUAGUCGCCGUGUGCAUGUUGAUAGCUCUUGUAUUGGCUGCCUAUUUCUACAGAAAACGGAGGAAUGUACAUUUAAAACAUGGUAGAUCACAGAAGCUUCAUUUUGUUUCCCCGGAAGAUGCUGAGCAACAAGAUGAGGAAGGAGCUUAUGUCAACUUGGAAGUUGUUCAAAAUCCGGAAUGGGAUAUUCUGACUGGAAACUUGUUGAAAAGGUACAAGGAUAUGUUGGCUUCUAACGAUGCAGCUUUUAAGAAGCAAUUCCAGGAACUGGCCACUGCUACAGAGGAAAUAAAACUUCAAAAAACACACGCUGAAAAUCCAGAACACAAGAAGAAAAAUCGCUACAAGAACAUUUUGCCAUAUGAUGAUACAAGAGUUAAACUGAAAGAAACAACUGAAAAUUCGGAUUACAUAAAUGCAAAUUAUGUUGAUGGUUAUUCUCAGGAGCGUAAAUUCAUAGCAACACAAGGUCCAUUGGAUCAAACAACUGGAGAUUUCUGGAGGAUGGUUUGGGAACAGGAAUGCUUGGUUAUAGUUAUGCUUACUAAUCCUGUUGAAUCUGGCAAGAAAAAAUGUGCAAAAUACUGGCCUGACCAAGGAAAACGUUGCACAUAUGAUGGUUACAAUGUUGAGACUGUAACAGAGGUGGAUUAUGGAUCUUAUAUAGUAAGAACAAUACACAUUGAAGAAUCCAACAAUGAGUAUGCAUCGGUGGGUUCUAUUGCACAACUAUGUAAAAACAUUCCUUUAAUAUUUUUACUGGUUGUAAUCCAGGUGUUGAGAAAGAUACAGCAUUUCCAUUACAUUGCAUGGCCAGAUCAUGGUGUGCCCUUGAUAACAUCUAGCUUGGUUCAAAUGCAAGGGAUUGUUAACGCUGCAGAAAGUGAUUCAAAAACCACUGUACCUAUAGUUGUACACUGCAGUGCUGGAGCAGGUCGUACAGGAGCGUACAUAGGUUUUGAUAUUUUACUUGAUGAAAUGAAAUCAAAGGACCAGGUUAAUGUUUUUAGGACAGUGCUUAAAAUGAGAAAGCAAAGAAUGGACAUGGUGCAGAACAUGAAACAGUACAUAUUUCUUCAUAAGCUGAUAACAGAAUGUUAUGCAUUGGGAAACACUGAAGUGGAUGCUGCUGAAUUGGAAGAACAUAUCUUGCAGCAAACCAAAAUGCUGAAAGAAUUUGACAACUUAAGUAUCAUUCUUCCUCUGACAACAUCACAGAAAAUUGCUCUCCAGCAUUCUGAUGAUCCAGGAAACAGAGAUGUUGAUGUCUUACCAUAUGAUCACUCUUUGGUUCAAGUUCUGGGUGAAAAUGAAAAAGAUUCCCUUUACUUGAAUGCUUCAUUCAUAACGGAUUACUUUCCAAAAGAAACUUUAAUUGUAACACAAGAUCCAGUGUCAACUAAUGUGAAUGCUUUCUGGAAAGCAGUUGCUGAUAACAAUGUCAAUGUUAUUGUAAUGUUAAGUUCAGUAGGAAAUGGGGAAACAAAGGACACAUGUCUACCAUACUGGCCAGAUGAAGUUUGUCAAAGUCAAACUUAUGGACUUGUUAAAGUCACCCUUGUUGAAAUAAAGAAAACUCCCGAACUGAUUGAGCGAGAACUUCAUGUGGAAUGUGGGCAUAUUGAUUUAAUCACAACACAAAUCCAAUGUCUUUUCUGGGAAGAGAAUCUUGACACAGAAGGCACUAAGAGCCUUGUGAACUUGGUCUCCAUUGCUGGGCAGUUAAAGAAAGAGAACGGAGCAAGUUUAAUUCAUUGCUGUGAUGGAGCUGGGCGUUCAGGUGUGUUCUGUGCCGUCAACAACAUUAUAAAGAGAUUAAGAGCCGAAAAUCGUAUUGAUGUGUUUCGCACUGUUAAAGAUCUAAGAGACAUGAGACCGCAUAUGGUUCGAACUGCUGAUCAAUAUCUAACCUGCUACAAAUCCAUCAGUGCUUUCCAGUCUUCUAUCUCAACAUAUGCUAAUUUCUAAGUGACAUUCUUUUGAAUCCCAAGGUUUAGAUUUUGCACUUAAACACUUAUCUUAAACUAGGAUUUGAAACCUCAGACAUAAUCUCUGCAUAUACAGCUUAAAAAGCAGAUAUCUUGAACAAUGACGUAUCGGAUUGCAUAAAAAACAGUUUAGUAAUGUAAAUGCAUUAUUUACAAUUAGGUAUAUUUCAAUAAUUGUGAAACACUGACAAAUCCAAAACAUUUUAAAUGAUAGAUUUAAAUUUGUUGGUAAACUUUCCUCAACUGUGGAUUUCUAACCCAUAUGUUUUUUUUUAUUAAUUUUAUGAUGUAAAUCGAUUUUAUGAUGUAAAUCGUGACUGAUAAGUAUACUCCAGUUUUCUUGUUGUUAUGUAAUUUAAUAAUGAGUCUAAAACUCAAAAAACAUUGUUUUAUAUUAUCAAUCAAACGUUUCUUUAUUGUAGUAAGUGAUUUAUUAUUAACGAACUUUAUUGCAUAUUAGUGUCUAGAGUAGAAAACAAUAUACACUUAUCAUUGGUGAAUAGUAAUCAAUACGAAAUAAACCAGGCUUAUGAAUUUUUGAUCAACCAAAAAUAAA
Molecule: messenger RNA, 5901 nt
Organism: Ciona intestinalis (vase tunicate)
Lineage: Eukaryota; Metazoa; Chordata; Ascidiacea; Phlebobranchia; Cionidae
Source: RefSeq, a predicted model, not a curated record